Molecule: messenger RNA, 40199 nt
Organism: Podarcis lilfordi (Lilford's wall lizard)
Lineage: Eukaryota; Metazoa; Chordata; Lepidosauria; Squamata; Lacertidae
Source: the annotation of a GenBank genome assembly
UUGUGGCAAUUUGAAGGUUAAACAAAUUUAUUAUGGCAUCAACCUUUAUGGACUACAGUCUAUUUUAUCAUAUGCAUGAAGUGUUGGCAAGUAUAUGGAUGUAGAGAAAUACACACACACACACACACACACACACACACACAAAAUGAAUUCAGGGGGAAAUGAAAUGCAAAAACAAAUUGGGGGGGGGGACGCUGAUAAUUACAGCAACCAUUCACAAAGCAGUGUUGAAGAUAGCAAGCAUCCUGGCAUUUGUAAGCUAAUUGACACCUGUAGUGAGGUUAAAAACCCGUUAUGUUGAUUCAGACCACAGGUGAUAGAACCUAACUUCUUGUUAAGUUGCAACUCAUCAGUUUCACACUGAGGAUUCCCUCUGAAGUCCUUUUGUCCAAGGAGGACAAAGGUCUGUAAAAGAGUAUUGUAGGAGGUUGAAAUGUUCUCCCGCUGGUUGUUGAAUAUUGCCCCUUUUGAUGUCAAAUUUGUGUCCAUUCUUUUGCACAGAAACUGGCCUGUUUGUCCCUUUUAGAUGGUGCAAUGGCAUCGCUGGCAGAAGAUGGAAUCCCAAUGAGAUGAGCAGGUGACAGGACCAUUAAUGUUGUAGCUAUCACGAUCAGAUCCUGUUAUAGUGCUGCCCUUUAUAUUGCCUUAUUCCCCACCCCCUCAAUAAUACUUAGUGCUUAUUCAGGGGGAAAUUUAAUAUCCCAAGCCUUUUUCUUUCAACUGUCGCUUUAAGAAUGUCCAGGCUAUAUGGCAAGUCUGGAGACCGGCAGCUUUUUUUUACAAAAGUGUUUGACAGGAAUGGUGACGUGUGCGCGUUCUUGGAGCAGAUACUGAAACGGGAUGCUACCUGGAAUUGUCCUGUUGCUCUAUGUCAAGAGCGAAAACGAUUCAGUUAAUGGUGAUUAAAAUCCUGCCCCCCCCCCCGGAUUAUAUGAGGGGGGUUGGGGUGGAGGAAACCCUUGAUGUCCUGCUCCUUUAGCCCCAGAGGCUGGGCGGCUGAAUUCUUCCAUAACAGGCCUAGUUUAAAAGUUUGCUCCUUACGCUUUCACAUUGGAAACGACUUUUCUUCCUGGUCAUUUUGUGAAUGAAGGUGGUUCGCAGCGGAGCAGCUCGGCGGCUCCCCCGCCUCCCUCGAGUCCGGUGGUGAGGAGGGCGAGGGCGCGGCGGCGAUGAGCCCCCGGGGAGUGACGGGCGGCGGAGGCGGCCCCUUCCCGGCUUGGAAUGCGCGGCUCGCCACAUUGUUGCCAUUCCCAGCCGGCUCCAGAAUGUUGUGAAUGGAAGGCUCGCAGCGCAGGCCCCGCCCACAUAGAACCCCACCGGCAGGACUGAGGCCGCCCCCGCCUCGCCUGAUUGGCUGGGUGGGCCUCUCGACCUUUGAUUGACACCUUUUCCCCCCAGACGGCCCUCCCCUCCCACUUUCCUUUCUUUCCUUUUUUUAAUAUUUAUUUAAACCCCACGACAUGGGGGCGUGCAUUGUUUCCUCCUUGAGCGGCAGCCGAGCUCGCCCAAUCCUCGCCGGUCUCUCCCUCGCCGGCCACCCAAUGGGAGGCGAGCAGGUUGAAAAGGGAGGACCGGCGAGGCCGCGGCCGCCGAGCUCAUUGUUGUGGGAGCUCCUUAAAGGGGCCGCAUCCGACGCCGCCAGCGGAGAGGGAGGAACGGCCGACUGAGCGGGCCAGGCCCGGGCCGCCGCCGCCGCCGCCUCCGCCGCUGGGUUUCCGGGCAAGGCGAGCAGGAGAGGCCGGGGAUCGGCCGGGCCUAUGGAGCCCCCGCCCGCCAAGCGCAGGUGCGGCGGCUCCGGGGAGCAGCCCGAGCCGGGGCCGGGGCCGGGCGCCGCCGCCUCCGCCGCCACCUCGGCCCCCAGCGCCGUCGAGACGCUUCUGGACCUGAGCGCCCGGCGGGUGGCGGAGACGUGGGCCUUCGAGCAGGUGAGCGCAGCAGCUUCUCCGCUCCCCCCGGGCCGCCCUGGAGGCGCCGGGGCCGCUGCGUGGGAAGGAGCCGGCGCGUCCGAGGCUCCCUUCGCCUCUCUCUCCCCAAGAGGUGCCGGGGCUCGCAGCUGCCCGGCAAGCCUUCUUCACGCUCCCCCCUCGUCUCCCCCGAGGGGGCUGGACGGCGAAGGCACUCUGCACAUCCUCAGGAGCGCGUCCCUGUAUCUCGGCCCCCCAUCCGCGUACGAGCCCUUCCCCCUUCUAAAGCCCCCCGCUUUUCCUCCCCCCUCUCUUUUUCCUUUCUCCGACGGCUGCGGCCUGGCGUUGCAAAGCCGAUCCCGUGGCCUCGGGCCGUGGAAGUUGGGGCUGCCCGCUCCUUCGAAGCUGCCCUUGUGGGGCUCGGCCCCUUCGAACAAUGGGUCGGGGUGCAGGUGGCAGCGUCGUCGAGGGGCUUCCUCGGCCGGAUUUAUGCAGGCAGGAGAAGGGAACGCAGGAAUUCUGCGCGCCCCUUGAGUUGACAAGCCGACUUACUAGCCAGGCUUGAACAAAGCCGAGCCUAAUCUGUUUGUUUUUCUCUCCACCAAUCUCUACCCUCUGCCAUCUCCCUGUAGUCUUCGCUGGGGCCAACUCCUUUCUUCCUUUUAAUUCUCCCCCCUCCUGCUGCUGCCACCCUAACAUCUUGUCAUUCAUACUUAGUUUUGUAUGCUCUAUCUCCUACCAUCCUUUCCUGGGAGGUCAAAUUUGGGCUGGUUGGAUUAUUGGGGGCAGGGUGUCCCCCUCUAAGUAGCUUUUGAACCGGGGACAAGACGGCUGGUCCCAUGAGGUGGGUAGGGGACUAAUGGCCUAAAUGUGGCCUUGCUUGGUAUAUUAACUUGCGAUUUAGUGGACUUCCUCUAGGUCUCACCAGAGUGACUGACAAUUACAUUCCAGAUCUCCUCCUUUCCUUAGUCCAUAUACUUUGACUUAUUUUAGUUGUUGAUUUGAGGAGAAGCUCCAGCAUUUUUCUGACAUCCCUUUUUGUGUGAUCCCACCAGGAUUUACAGCCAGGCUUCCAAGGUCCGUUAAGAUUGGAAGAAAAACAUGAUUUUAUCUCCUGGCUUUCUUUGCGUACUACUUGCGCAUGCUGUGUUUUAUCUUCAUCUGUUUGUGAUUCUCUUUCACCCACAACCCCUGCCCUCUGUUCAAAUGAUGCCUUUACGCAGCUUGAUCUGGAGGAAGUGGUUAUCCUAGGGUGCCCUUUAAAGGCCUUCUCUGUGUGUGCCUGCUGAGAAAUAGGUGGAGUGGGUGUUAAUUGGGAUAGCUGAAACUAGCUAACUUUGGCUAGCCGAAAGAGCCAGGACUAGUCUGGGCAAAGCCUAGAAGAAGGUAAGGUUGUGAUACUAUGGCGUGGAGGGUGCAGGGAGGCUAGGCUCGCUAUGCACGUUCUUCUCUUUCCGAAAUUUGUCAGAGCCACACUUGCUCACAAUUCUUGGAGAUCAAAGCUCAGCUACUUCCUUCCCUCAAAUCUAAGAAUUCCUUGUAAGCAGCUGUAGUUCCAUCCAGGGAGACGACAGGGUUUGAGUUCUGUGUCAGGCUGGGAAACUCGUCAGACAAGAGUCACUUGUCACUGCCAUCAGUGAGUGAAACUUCCAAGUCCAAGCACUUGCACACCUGAAAUAGGAGGAAUGUGGAGGAGCUCUGGGCUGAAAAAGCAUAUCCCCUCCAAUCUCUUUAAUUUUCAAGACUGGAAAGGUUUCAUCAGGGAACGGUAAAAAGGAGAGGGGUGUCGCUAGGGAAAAGGCUGCUGUGUGUGCGAAGAAUCCGUUGAAAAAUUCUGAAUUCUGCUCAUUUAAUGGGCUAGUCCACAAGGAUGACUCUCUGGAUUACUUUGCCAGUGCUUAGAAUAAGUGUAGACUGUUUAUCAGUCAACCUCCACCUCCUCAAUUUGCCUUGGCUUUGAGGCACAUUAGAACUCUGGAGGAAUGAAAGGAUAGAACUGGGUAUCCCAAACCCCCCCUCCCCAUUUUGUCAUUUGGAGCAGGCAUAGUCCUCAUCUUGCAUGUGAAUUUGAACUGAAUAGCUGUUGUAAAACACAGUCAAAGAGUUGCCUUUUAACUUGGUACCUCGUCUCAAGUUCGAUAAAUGGAAUUCUCACCGUGAAGGGAAUGGCUUUGACUUGAAAGUGACAGGGUUGUAACCAUGGCCUAUAAAUAAGCCUUUGUCUUGAUCAUUUCACGUAGACCUGUGUCUGGCCUCUUCCACUUUAGGCUGCAGGUGGUGGUGGGUGUAUUACUAAAUUCUUCUCUAAACAAAUUGGUUUCUUUCACAAGGAAGAGGAGCACAUUUGGGAGAAGGUUUCUAGCCUAUCUUUCUCCCAGACAUAUCCCAUGUUCAAGGAAAUUUGUGUAUGAAGGAGUAUUCUAUCAUAAGAGCUCCCAACUUCAAUCUAAAUAAUAGCAAACAGGACAUAGGUUUACUACUUUAGUGAAAACUAAGCUUGGUGCUCGCUUAGCUACAUGAAGUGGCAGAGUCUAUGUAGAAGUUGUAGUCAAUUGUACAGGUCUGUGAACAGGGCUGCAGGUCCACUUGUCUGUAGCAUAUACCUGGUCAGAACUGGUCUUCUGUAGUUUCAGACCUUGAUUUUCAGCACUGGCUGGUUAACUUUCUUUCCUUUGUCACUCUCCCCCCCCCUCCCGGUAUUUAAAUUGAAGGACACUAUUGCCAUAGUACACCAUUCCUGACUGACUUUCUCAUAUUGUUCUUGGGCUGUGUGUUGUUCUGGUUCUCUCCAUCAAGUCACCUUAUUAAACUCUGUUCCUAGCUGACUGAAGUACAAACAGGAAUAUACAAAGGAAACUUUCUGGUCAGAUGAGGUGAUAUAGCUGUUAUCAGGUGAUGAAUUCUCUGGUGCAGUUUUAAGAGCAGUGAAGUUUGAUGUGGACGAGUCUGAUUCUUUAGGUGAAAUCCACUGGGAGGUUUGCUGUGCAAGCCCCAUUUAUUUAUUAAAUCAUUAUUUAUUUAUUCAAUUUAUAAUAAUUUCAAAGUUGCCCAGGGUAGCAGAUGACCAGUGAUAAAACAUCUUUAAAACAAUUCCAGUAUAGAUACAGACUGGGAAAGAAAAGGCUUGUUGGAAGGUGGAGCCCUUCCAUAGGCACCAUAGACGGUGACUGUGUAAUAUUUAAGGGGAGGGAAUUCCUAGGGGACAGGUGCCACAACACUAAAGGCCUGAUUGCUAUAUUGUGUGGAACAGACCUUCUCAUAAGAUGGUAUCUGCAGGAGGCCCACAUCUGCAGAGCCGUAUAAGGAUAUGCAAGGGGCAAGACGAUCUGUAUAGGGUUGUAUACAUCAAAACCUUGACCUUAGCCUGGAAAUUAAUGGCAGUUGCUUUUAUGAAGCUUACAUUUGUUUGUGCAGGAGGCUUGUGCAGGAGAUCUUCCAGUGGGUUAGUGGGACACAGUCCCUCCCCCAUUUGGAUCUCCCCCCUCCCCCCCAGUGUUUGAUUAAAGAAUAGCCAGAAGGAGGGAAGGAUACCAGAGGGAAGUUAGCACAGAAGAGAUAGAAGCUUAUUUAUUUAUUAAAUGGAUAUACUGCCCUUCAUCUGAAGAUCACAAGAUAAAAAUACAAGAUAAAAGCACAGACAAAUAGUUAGAACAAAAGCAAAACAAGACAAUAAUUCUCCCCGCUCAAAAAACAACAACAACAUAUUUAAAAGGCCAUAGAAUAUAAAUCAGCUAAGGCCUGGUUGAAGACAACGGUGUUUUCACCUGGUACCUAAAGAUGUAUAAUGAAGGUGCUAGACAAACCUCCCUGGGGGUGGGGAGAGCAUUCCACAAAUGGGGAGCCACUGCAGAAGAGGUCUACCCUCUGGACCUCUCAUGGAGGAGGCAUGUGAAGAAGGGUCUCAGACGAUGAUCUCGGAGUCUGGGUUGGUUCAUAUGGGGAGAGGUGGUCCUUCAGGGAUUGCAGCCCUGAGCCAUUUAAAGCUUUAUAGGUCACAACCAGCCGUUGAAUUGUGCCCAGAAACUAAUUGGCAGCCAGUGCAGUUGGGCCAGGAUCAGUGUAAUAUGUUAAAACCGUCUUGUCCCGGUGAGCAACCUGGCCACUGAAUUCUGCACCAGCUGGUUUCCAAACAUUCUUCAGAGGCAGAACUACAUAUAACAUGUUGCAGUAAUCCAGCCUAGAACUCUCUGGUCCUUAGGGAGACUGUGUGUGAGAUGCGUUUUGCCAGGAGGACUGGAUGAAAGCAGGGCUGAAACUAGGCUUUAUUUCACCCUGGUCAAAGACCCAGUUUGGCACCCCCAAACACGCACACACACACAGGCUGGGAGCCUCAAUGGUGUGCCUCUGGAAGCUUCAACUCGGACAAAAUGUCCAGCUAGCGCUCACCCCCUCCCCAGCUAUGGCCCUGGCAUCUGCUUCUUGUGUCAAGAGCAGUGUGAAAGGGGAUGGGGGAUGGAAUUAAGAAAAUGGGGAGUUAAAAAGAGAACCUGCAUGGAGACACAGGGAAAGUGCUGGAAGAGAACUUUGAACUAGAAGCCCGAUGCUGAAAGAGCUGAAAAUUUUGGCAAAAAAGGUGGUGUGAGAAUAGCAAUACGGUGUGUGGGAGAUGAAUUUAAUGAAGGCAUCAGAACAGAUUAAGUGGGAGAAAUUCCAGUAGUUAAGACGACUGCAUGGAGAAGGGGGCCGAAAGGGAAUGACAUAUUAAGACCGUGUGUGUGUGUGUGUGUGUGUAAGGAAUCCAGUUCUGCCCAAGUUUGGAUUGAAUCACAAGGUUACUUACAAAUUUGGCACAAGAGGAGGAGGGUUUAGUGAAAUUUUGGAGUCUUACGACCAUCUGCCUGUGCCAAAGAUUCAUCUGCUGCUUGUGAGACAAGAGUUGAUAACGCUCUGUUACCUGAGGAAACUAUUGGGUGGAAUUUAGGCAAAGUUUUAGGCUGAAAGAUUUGCUCAUUCUUUUAUCUUUAAUUUGAGAAGAUGGGGCGAGAGGGCAAGGGGGAAAAUAAGGCUGGAUGAGAUCUGAGAAUAUUUGUAAGCAGACCAUUGCUUAAUAUGGGAGAAAACUUUCGCCAGCGAGGAAGCUACUUGUAUUAACAUAAAUUAUCAAGAAGGGAAAUAAGUUAGGUAAGUGGCAACAUGUGGACCAGUUUCUGUUUUCCGGACAGAGUUGGAAUUGUGUACCUAUAAGAUACAUAAACUGGACUAGGAGGAAAUGUCUGCGAGUGGACUUUUAGGAGCCUGCCUGAUCCUUGCUGGCCAUUCUCUGAAUACCAAGACUUUGUGUGGCCACCAUUUAUGCUGAAGUGAAGGAAAAGUCUUUUCCUUGUGGCGUCAGUUGGUUGUGGCAACUGUGUGGGAGUCUGGAACCAGAAAUAGAAGAGAAGGCCAAUUUUGAGUAUCCUUUGCAUGGAAAUUGGUGUAUAGAUUUAGAAGUUAGUGUGCCUGUUGUGAUGCAUGUAAGAGAUCUGGUUGCAGCAGUGCUGAAACUUCUGGCACCUGUUGGCUGAGCUGUUCUGUGGUGUCUUGAGCGUUCCGAGAAGCGAGAAUGAAAAGGGGCACACAGAAUGUUUGCGCACAGUCUGUCACAGAUGUGGGGAAGUGGGAAGUCGGUUUGGCUGGGGAUUAAGUCACCUGCUGUCUCUAGGGCAGGAGGAGCUUUGUGAGGAAGGUAAGCCAGAUGAAUGAGAGUGAUCCCAAGAGAUGGAGGCUGAAGGGCCAGGAGACUGUGCCCAGGCAGAAAAUUCAGACGAAGUGGAAGAAUAAUCCAUAGACUGGAAUAUGAGAGAGGAGUUGGAGCUGGCUCCAGGUUUUGGAGGGCUGUUGGGCAAGAUGCCCUCAAUGCAACCCUUACUUGGGAAAGGCCACCUUCUCCUUGCUAUCACCAUGCUUGGUUACACAACUUCUCCUUUUAAGCCCAGUCUGCGCAGCUAUCCAGAGAGAACUAUCACUGUUCAUGAGCUUGGGGACGGUAGGCAAGAAUAGCAAGAAGGAGGAGCAGGAGGCUCCAGAGACUGGCAUUUGGCCCCCUGUUGCAGUGUAGUCCAUGGCAGGUGCCAACAACAUCCCCAUUCCCAGUGCUUCCCUUUGACCUAGGAAUCUCCUUUCUUGUAACUAGAAACCAUUGUUUCAAGUCCUACCUAACCUUCUGAGCAGGAGAAAAGAAGCUUUCUUCAUCUUCCAUGUAACAGCUCUAAAGAUAAUUGAAGAUGGCUAUCAUGUCUCCUCUCUGUCUCCUCUUUUCCAGGCUAAACAUAUCCAGCUCCCUUAACUGUUCGUCACAAGGCUUGGUUUCCAGACCCCUGAUCAUUUCGAUCACACUCCUCUGAACAUGUUCCAGUUUUAUAAAUAUCCUUCUUUAAUUUUGGAGCCCAAAAUUGGAUACACUAUUCCAGGUGUGAUCUGACCAAGGCAGAAUAGAGUGGUUCUAUUACUUCCCUUGACUUGAAUUCUAUACUUCUGUUGGUGCAGCCUAGAAUAACCUUAGCUUUUUUUGCUUCUGCAUCGCACUGUUGACUCAUGUUAAGUUUGUGGUUUACUAAGACCCCUAGAUCCUUUUCGCGUGUACUACCAAGCCAUGUGUCCCCCAUUUUAUAUUUGUGCAGUUGGUUAUUCCUUCCUAAGUGCAGACCCUGACAUUUGUCCCUGUUGAAAUUCAUUUUGUUAUUUUGGUCCCAGCUCUCCAAUCUGUUAAAACUAAUAUUGAAUCCUAAUUCCAUCUUCGGUGGCAUUAGCUACCCCUCCCAGUUCGGUGGUUUUGUUUUGUUUUGAGAAUGAGUGCUGGACUGAAAGGUUGAAAAACAUGGACCUAAGGCAUUUGCUGUUUGUCCCAGGGUGUUAGACGGUUUGUGCUCCAGCCCUUUGGGGUUCCUUUUACCCAGAAAAUCUUCCUGCAUCUUCACAGCAGCAGCAAUCCAGCUCUUUAUUGGUGAAUUCCCUUGAAGGAAUAAACACCUCACCCGUUCAGUUCUUCUCCAAAGUAUUUCUUUAUAUUACAAGUUGUGUAACACUAUAUCACUACUGGUCUACAUAAAAUAAAACACGACUGUAUACAGAGAUUUCAAUCCUUUGCCCUGAGAGACAGGCUCACAGUCUCUCACAAAGGCCAGCACAGGGUAUGCUGGGUAACAAGCCCAGCAUAUAUUUCUGAAUUCAGGAAAUGGAGGCGCAAUAAGGAGGUUAUGAUAUAGCCAUUCUUCCAUUCGUAUGCUGCUCUUGGUGUGCUUGGACUUUCCCAUUAACACGCUGGGGCCUCCCUGCCUUUGGGGGGUUGUUAUCAAUGUGAAUGUUGUUCAGGCUUGGUCUAAAGGGGAAUGAGGCUCCGAGGCUCAGUGACCAAAAUGGAGGGCGAGCGAGGGGAGAGAGGAAGGAAUUCCAAACUUACUUGCAUUAACUAGCCAGAUAUGCUAUGACCAAAGGAAGUCAAGAUGAUCACGGGACCCAGCUCUCACUGGACAGGAGCUUAGCAUGGUGUGUGGUAGUACCUGGCUUCACUCCCCCCCCUUCAUUUUAUCUGUGGCAGCAGGAACUCUCUGCUCUCUGGGAGGCAUGGGUGCUAUUGGCCCAGAGUAGGCUUCUCCAUAGCUGCUCUCCUUUUUCUGAGCUACGGGCUACUAACAAGCCACAACAAUGGCUUUAUGCCUCUGGUUUACGGUAGAUGAUGCUUGGCGAUCGCAUCUUUGCGUAAGCAUUUGCAUUCCUUUCCCAGGCCUGUCACAAUUCUGUGGCUUCCAGUAUCAUGUGGCUUCAUGUCGUCUCCACCCUCAACCCCACCAAAUACUUAGGAAUUCCAAUUCACUAGGCACCUUCUUAUAGUACUCAGAGGGGUGGGUAGCAGCCCAAAUAGCUGGCCAUCCAUCUGCUUGACCACAUUGGUGUCUAGGAAUUUGAAAAGAUUUUUAGUCAUACCCUGGUGUCAUGAAAAUAUGGUCUUUGUGCCCAGACAGCCAAUGCAGUUUCUCUCCAGAUGUUGCUGAACUCCAGCUGCAGUCAUCCCUGAUCACUGGCCCUGCUGGCUAGGGCUGAUGAGAGGGCGUCAAGCGCCAGCUUUCCCAUCCUUCCUGCAUCAAGGCUGGGUUGGGGACUGCAGCUUUGCCUUGUGAACAAAGUGUAUACAGUCAUACCUCCAUUUACGUAACCCUCUGGUUAUGUAAACUUCGGGAUGCGCGCGCGGCAAACCCGGAAGUAUUUUACUGGGUUUCGCCGUGCACGCAUGCGCAGAAGUGGUCCUCAGGUUGCGGAAACCUCGGAAUCCGACGGGACCUCUGGAACUGAUCCUGUCUGCAACCGGAGGUACCACUGUAUCAGUUUAUGGCAUCCCUGUUCCGGGAUGUCAAGCAGAGGGCCUAGCAGGCUUGUUUGGGGGUGGCCAGGGCCGAAAGAUGUACCUGUGUAUUGUUUUAAACAUUUAGAUUCUCAUCUUUUGUGUUAGGCUUGACAGUUGAAUAGCAAUAAAAGUAAAGCUCUGAAUAUAAAACACAAAAGUUUUAACAGGAAAAGGAACCAAGUCAGUCAUGAAAAACCCAGUGAUUGGCCCAGGGUCACCCAGUGAGCUCCACAGCUGAGUGGGGUCUUGAACCUUGCCCCCCAGGUCCCAGUCCAACACUGCUAUACCACAGGGCAGUGUAAAAGCUAAGAGUUGGUGCCAGGCAGAUAUCUCAGGCGAGCGAGUUCCAUCACUCAGGUGCCACCACAGAAAAGACUUGAUCCUUGGGUCUAAAGGUUGGGGCUGCAAGGGUGGCACCUGGAGGAUGAUCUUAAGAGAUGAAUGGGUUUAUACAGGAGACAGUUGUCAUUCAGAUCCCUGGUCCCAGGAUGUUAUAGUCCUAAUGGUGAUCUUAUUCCUCUCGUCCAGGUAGAAGAGCGUUUCUCCCGUGUCCCGGAACCUGUGCAGAAGCGCAUCGUUUUUUGGUCCUUCCCACGGAGUGAGCGAGAAAUAUGCAUGUAUUCAUCCCUUGGCUAUCACCCUCCGGAGGGUGAGCGAGACUCACGUGUGCCCUUUAACCGUGGCCUAAAUUUGUUACAGUCGGGUGCUGUUGACCGUGUCCUGCAAGUAGGUAAGUGGUUUUUGUGUUGGAUGAAUCUUGUACACUGCUUCAGAGGGUUGGGGGAACCCCUGGAAUAGAUUUAGGGGGCAUGCAGGGGUGCAGGGGGAGAGCUUUCUGUUGCACAAGCAGAAAUCUUUGUGCUGAUGGAGCAAUGCCGGGGGGGGGAGGAGGGGGGGAUGUCCCAUUCAGCAAAGGAAAAUCCUUGUGGCAAAGUUAAAGCAGUGAUAAAACUAUGCUUGCAUGCAGUUGAAAAGUCUGGAAUGGCACUUCAGCAUAUGCAUGUAUGUGGGAGGAAAUACUCUCGAAUUCUGAGUAACCCUCUGGUUACGUAAACUUUGGACUACGCAUUGGACUAUGGGACGUGAGUGGCGCUGUGGGUUAAACCACAAAGCCUAGGACUUGCCGAUCAGAAGGUCGGCAGUUUGAAUCCCCGUGAAUCCCUGCAAUGGGGUGAGCUCCCGUUUCUCGGUCCCUGCUCCUGCCAACCUAGCAGUUCGAAAGCACAUCAAAGUGCAAGUAGAUAAAUAGGUACCGCUCCAGCGGGAAGGUAAACGGCGUUUCCGUGCGCUGCCCUGCUGGCCACAUGACCUGGAAGCUGUAUGCUGGCUCCCUCAGCCAAUAAAGCGAGAUGAGCGCCACAACCCCAGAAUCAGUCACGACUGGACCUAAUGGUCAGGGGUCUCUUUACCUUGGCCAGUCUUAUUUCUCAUGUAGACAGGCUGGGGAAACAAGGGCAUGCGAUCUUGCCAUUUGUCGCAACCGUGAGCGAGGAAGAAAGCAGCUCACUGCUACCAUAGAGGUUUCCAAGGUAAUGGGGCAAGCCAAGUUAACAGCUGCUCAUGUAAGAUCAUGUGGCAGGUUGCUACACUCUUGCCAUUCUUGGAUUAACAUACAAAGGGAAUAAUGAUCAAGGCUGUAGUUACUUGAUGUCCCAAGUCACGUGACUUUUUGUUUCUGUUGCUUUAAAUAUCUGUGUUGUCUGUCUGUCUGGGUUCAGAAACUUUGCAAAUGUUUUAGGUGGCAUGAGUUGAAUGAUGCAGAGCGAAAGGGGGACUGAUUUCAGGACAACCUGGGAAGGGAAUACAUCCUUUGUUGUUUGUUCCAAGACCUAGGUUGUAGAGGAAAUGUUUUUGAGGCAAUCAAUACCGGGGCAGGGGAUGCUAAAUAAAACAGAGUGUAUCUGCCACAAAAAUACAACUUUCCCCCCUAUUCCAGCGACCCGAUUUAUGUCCAAAUGAUCUGUUGGAGCUUUCUGAGAAUGCUUCAAGUAACCAAAGGUGGGGAAUGCCAAAAUUGAAGGGCCGCUGUGGAAAGCUCCCUCCUCUAUGUCCUUUCUUUAUAUGCCCUUUUUGUAUGAAUUAAUGAAGGGUGUGUUUUGGGUAAUCAUGAUGAGGCACUGAGGCACUACUUGUAUAGUGUCUUAUGGGAAGAAUUGGACUCUGGAGCUCUGCAUAGCAUUUGCUCCUGACAGUUGCAAUCUCUGCCUUUUGCUUUGUGUUGAUCAUUUCUGCGCAAACAUGAGGCUUAGACUUGCUUGAAUAAAGAAAAGGUUUCAUUAGGUUGCCAAACUGUGGCCUCAGAUUCUGUAGUUGGGCAGUAAAGUUGCAGAAGGGCACACAUCCCUGAUGAGACCAGGCACUUGUUGAUGAUCUUGAGCAGAAAAACUUCUCUAAUAAUAGGAUUAGUUGCGGGUGGAUCCUUGAUGACUGUUGCUGAAAUAUUAAUAGGCUAUCUGUGAACUGGGCUGGAAAGGAAGUGACUAGCUCAGCCGACUAACUGGCUUUCUUUUGGCUCAAGAAAAUCUCUUCACUUUUUAACUUUGCAAAGUCAUCAAUUUGAUAAUGUAUUUGUGUUAAUACCAGCACUUGCUUCUUGUAUACACCCCUCAUAGAAUCCUAAAAUUAUUGAGUUGGAAGGGACCCAAAGGUCAUCUAGUCCAACCCCCUGCAAUGCAGAAUUCUGACGCUUGCAGACUUCUAUCAGCAUCCUGCAGGGGAUUGGCCCCAUAUAUGUAGGGCCAAAAUGGAGCCCUCGGCAUUAAUGAACAUGAAAUCUUUGCUAUGUUUCUGUUCCCUGAGCCUUGGCUGCUUCCUGUCUCUUCCUUGUGUCAGCCCACGUUAGAACACACGCGCUGCUGAGUCUUCCUGUUGCUUCGUUAACAGAAGUGCAUUGGGCAAUUUCUUAACAGCUGUUUUAUUUGAGCUCUGCUUUAGUAUCCCAGCACUUAUUACUUUACAUCUAAAAACAACAACAAACAAUAACAUCUUCUCAAAUGUCACUAGUUGAAUUUAUGACUUGUAGUUCAAUCCUAUAUAUAUCUGUUCAGAAGUAAGUCUUAUUGAAUUCAGCUGGUCUUACUCUCUGGGAUAAGCGGGAUGUUAGGGGAGGGGUACUACCUCUGGUGGGGGACACACGUCAUGCUCUUUCUGGGGUAGUUUGUCCACCUUUGGUCCCUGCAUUCAGCUCUCACCUGUGGUUCCUAGAAGCUGUUAGCGUGCGACAGUGGUCACAUCCCGCGAAUGACUUUGACUGGCUGGCUAAACCAGGUGAGGGCAGCCGAUGGGUCUCAAACCUUCAGUGAGUUGGGGACUUCUCCUACGUGUGAAGACAGGCUCAGUGGAUUGAGUGGAUGAGACUAAUAGUUGGGUCUAAUAGUCAAGAAGGCGGUUGCUGUAGAGGGAAGUGAGGGGCAGAUGGGGCUUGUCAACCUGGGAAGGUAGCCCAUCUAGGAGAAGGAAAACUGAUCCUAAACCUCUGCUGGCUUGUGAGACAUGUUUAGGAGAAGAAAAGACUAAGGAGUAAGCCCUACACAAAUCCAGAGUGGAGUCCCUUAGAUGGUUGGAUGGCGCCUUGUACACCUCCUUCCAGCAACACCUGCAGCAAAACUGGUGCCAAACAUAUUGUUCUGCUUUCCUUUGGACCACAUCAGCGAAGCCGAGAGGGGGGUCUUGUAAUCUGGGCAGCCCAGGAUCUCCAUACACGCUGCCUAGGGUUGUGCCCUGGAGAGGUUGCUUCACUGCUGCUAAUGCAGCAGUUUGACUUCACCCCUGGAGGCACACUCCAUUGUCUUUUGCGACAGACGGGUGUCAGCCAAUUCCCUGGUUAGGUGGAAAUAGGAUUGCAGCCUCAUGAGGCUGCAAUGAAUUGGAAAUGCCACGUUGAAAGUCCUGUUCUAGGUUUUCUCAUCGAUUUAAUUGCAUGGAAUGCUUUUUGUGUGUGUGUGUGUAAGCCAUGAAGUAUUUUGAUAAUCUGUGGCUGUGUCUUUAAGGCAGAGACUGUGGCAUGUGGUUGGUGCUGAAUAUCCUCCAGUCCAUGUAAUAUUCUUGACAACCUCUUGCUCCAGCUGCGUUUCAGUAGCCCUUACUUUAUUAGAAGGGUAUUUAGAGGACCACAACACUUUCCUGUCUACUUGAGCUUGCGCCAUAUGUUGUGAGUGGCAUGCUAGCAUUUGAGAAUUCAUAUUCUGUGUUCACCUGAAUGCUUAGAGAAAUAGCAUGUUUUACAGUGAAUGAACCUCGUGAAUGUUACACCCAAAACAUGCUGAAAAUAUAGAACUAACAUUAGGACUUGCUCUGUUUUUGUCGCAAGACUUGUUGGCAGCAGCUGUGUUUUGUGUUGGUUCUAGCUCUUCUGGUCUUUUCUUGCCCAUCUUCAGUCUGCAGUUGCUGUACUCCCACCACUUGCCUGAUAAUAAUCUGCUGACUGCUGGUCAUAUAAAAGCAAACAGAACAUUGAAUAUUCUGUAGUGGCUAGAACUCGAGAUUUUGGCAUAAUAUAGUAUCCCAGUGAUGCGACCAUGAAACACAAGACUGGAGGUCAAGGGUUCAGAUGUAACAGGUUCUCUUCCUCCCUCCCCCUUUCUAGUACAGUGGUAUCUCGGGUUAAGUACUUAAUUCAUUCCAGAGGUCUGUUCUUAACCUGAAACUGUUCUUAAUCUGAAGCACCACUUUAGCUAAUGGGGCCUCCUGCUGCCUCCGCGCCGCUGGAGCACAAUUUCUGUUUUCAUCCUGAAGCAAAGUUCUUAACCCGAGGUACUAUUUCUGGGUUAGUGGAGUCUGUAGCCUGAAGGGUAUGUAACCUGAGGUACCCCUGUACAUGUGUGAUUUAAAAAAACAAACAAACCACCAUGCCCAAUAAAGACUGAAAAUUAUUUUAACAUUUCUGUACAAUAGAUGUGAAGCUCACCACCACCAAUAGGGUCACUCUGCUAUGCUCAGGAGACAGGCUUCCACUUUCAGAUUUCUGGCCACCAAUACUAGAUUUACAUUCCUUUCCCCUCUUCCUGCCCCUAGCCUAGCACUGAGUCUUUUGGUAACAAAAAAGCCAACAUGGUAUUGGGUUUCCUGCCUGCAACUCCCCCUAACCUGUUCAAGGGAUCUUGGACAGCUGCCUGAGCUGAGCAGACUGCCAUGUCAUCAAGUCCUCAGAGCUGCCCCAUAUGACUGCUGCAAAUGUUACAGACUUGCUAACAAUGCUAAGCCAAAAGUAGAACUGAUGAGCGGAGCUGCGUGCCAGGAAAUCCAAGUUCAACUUCCACCUCAGCCAUAAACUUGGUAGCCUUAAACAAGCCACCAUUCCCAGGGGCUUGGCACCCACAACAUAGGCAUGAUCCUGGCCUGCCUUGCAGGACAGGCUGUAAAUACAUCGAGACAGUACGUGUGUUUGGAAUACUUGAAAUCUGCUCUGUGAAUACCAUGGGCAGACUUAGUUUGGCUGAUUUGCAAAACUCAGGUUACGAACUUGGGACCCAAGUUCAGCUUAGUUUGGAUCUAAGCCAUUGCUUUAUAUAAAAGUAAAAGUGUGAACUGCUUGUUGCAACAUUUAUUGGACAGAGUUAAAACAGAGAAGCAAGACUGUCUGGAACUCAUGCCCUUCUGGUAUGAAAACCAUUCUUAAUAUUGGAUCUGCGUAGGGUAUAGUGCUGGCUCAGUAAAGGAAUGGCAUUCUGCACCUACUGUUUUUUAAAGUAAAGCCAUGCCACUGGAAACAAGUUCGGGAAUUUUAGCUCUGGGUCACAUAUUAAGUCCUAAAGUUACAUCUAAAGCAGGGGUGGGUGGGAAACAAGUGGUUCUCUAUAUGUUGGAUGAUCUGCCCUGAUCAUUGGCCACGCUCGUUGGCGCUGAAGGGAGUCCAGAACCGUCUGGAGGCCACAGAAUCCCCAACCCUGAUUUUCCCCUCCUACUCGGUGUUGUUUUGGCCAAGCAAUAGGUAAAGUGCUCUCAGUUCUCUGAAAAGAAAGAUGAAGUAACUUAAACAGCUGGAUCUUGUUUAAUAAAAAUGACUUAGUGCCGUCUUUCCCAUAAAAAUCACAUUUUUUUCCCGAAAGACAACAAAUCUGGAACUUAUGUACUGGAUACAGACCAAACAUAACACUUUGUUAAAGUCUUUCUUUUAUCUCAAGAUUCUUCACACAUUUACAGUUCCAAAAUAAUCUGUUGAGCUCAUGUCCACUUUGCAGGCUUCCCACAGGCGUUUGGUUGGCCACUGUGAGAACAGAAUGCUAGAUUAGAUGGGCCAUUGGCCUGAUCAGGUGGACUCAUUUUAUGUUCUUAAUCAUGCAGACUGUAAACAUGCUUAGUUUUUCAAGCUGGAUUUAGUCCUAAUGGAGCACAAUCUGCUCAGAGUAAUCAGCAUCUCUCUUGGGAGGGUGCUUACACAUAAGAUGGGAGUGGGGAGAUAACAUGAGGGUGGUGGUCAAAAUUCAGUAUUUUGAAACCAGUGUUCAAAACUCCCAUUGUUCUACGCACGUUUUGUGACAAGGAAUUUCAUUGGCGCAAGCCGUUUCUGAGGAUGCAGUGGUGGGCCUAAGAUUUCAGAUUAACACUGCAGAGUGGAAGGUAAGGGGGACCUUUUUCUGCCUCCCCACUUCCAGCCACUCUCUGAAGACUGGAGAAGAGACCCUCUUAAGAAUAUUAGGGGGGUGGGCAGGGGAAGCAUGGCUUUAUUUUUUGCAUGAGAAAGAUGAACCUAAUAUUUUAUCUGCAGUUCAUUCAUUUUCAGCUUUGUAUUCUUGUUAUAAAAAAAGUGCGCUUAGACAUUCCGUUGUUGCGCCCAUAACCUAGGUUUAAGGUGUCAUUCAGCUCCUAGCUUUCAUAUCUCGGUUUCUAACACUGUUUAAAAUGCCGUGUAAAUCUGGGGUAAAUAACUAAUUGCCCUCCCAAUGUUUUGAACUCCCAAAUCCCAUUGGCCCCAGACAGCAUGGCUAAUACUGAAUGGUGCUAGGAUCUGUGUUUCAGCAAGAUCUGGAGGGCACCACCUAGCCAAAAUGUUCUGGUUGCCUCUUUUCAAUUUCUUUUCUAGAACUAAAAAGGUAGUGGGAAAAGAGCAAUUAAAUAGGGGUAGAGCCUAUUACUGGAACAGGUGGAAGUGUUUGGGGCUUUUCAUUUAGAAGAAAAGACUAAUGGGAAAGGUAUUUCUGUCAAAAUCCUGCAUAGUGUAGAGUAAAAUGUGUCUCAUUGUCCUAAUAUUGGAACUCAGGGCUGAAACUGGCUGAUAGACAUGGUAGACAAGUUUUUCUUUGCAUAGCAAGAGUUCAGUGAGUAAGCUAUGGAACUGUGCCAGUGAUCACUUUAAGGAAAGACAUUUUUACUUGAGGAUUAUUCUUGCGAUAGCUGUGAGCUGGAUAACUUAAUAAAACCUUCGUGUUCAGAAGUGUUUAUGUCUGAGUAGCAAGUGUUGCUACCUUCUGGUAACUGAUCCUGACCCCUUGAUACAGCUUCUAGCUGCCUGCCAUCUUUAACUGCCCAUUUUUAUAAAAUGGGGGUGAGAGGACUUGAAGCCAUCUCCCUGUUCUUUGAGCAGCUCAGCUAUGUGUGCUCACUAUUCAUUGCAAAUGAGCACACAUGCUUGCUUCAUUUGAUAGCAUGAACAGUGCCUAUCUUUGCUCAAAUGUUGCCUCAAAGACAGUGCUUAUAAAUGGAGGCAGUCUGCAUGCUCAGUGGAGAGUCACUGUGCGGUGUGUAUGCAUGUUUGAAUAAUUCUGCCUCAAAUAUGAGUUUGCCUCUUGAGUAGUUGCAGCACAUGGAUGCCCACUGAGGUGCCCUCUAGAUGUUGCUGGAGUGAAACCCGCACCAUCCCUGAGCUAGUGUUAGAAAUUAGCCAGGCGCCAGGCGCAUUUUGCCCAUUGCAACUGCAUGGAGAUCUCUGGAUGCCAGGUUGACAACUCCAUCUGACUGGCUCCUCCAGCUUUCUUAAGCAAAUAAGCAGAUGAGCUUAUUUAUUGCAUUUAUCGUUUUCUGCAAGGAGUGCAUGCUUCAUCCCCCUUCUCACCCCCUACCCUGUGAGGUAGGUUAGGAGGCUGUGACUGGCCCAAGGUCACCCAGUGAGCUUCAAGACUGAGUGGGGAUUUGAACCCUGAUCUCUCAGUUAAUAGUCUGACACUCUAACCGCUAGACCACACUGGCUUCCUAGAGUUCUUCUGCUAUGGGGCAGCUAUAUAAAUUAAGUAGGUAAUUAAAUAUGGGAUAAGCAAAAUGUCACUUAGAAAAGGAUCUGAAAUAUUUUCCUUGAAGCUUGAAUUUGUUUUAUUUGAUGUUUUAACCAUUUCAUAUUUUUUUUGUAACAUGGGUCCAAGCAGUCUGCUGGGAGUAUGACGAAUAUCUCCCUAAAUAAACUUAGAUAUAAAAGAGAGCAAAUGUGCGGAGAGCAUGCUGAUUAAUUUGGAUACUACCCCCACACGUUAUUUGAAUACAAAAGUCCUUUCUGUCCUUUGGAGUUACAGCUGUUUUGUUAUGCAUGCAGCAGGUAUUGCUAUUCAAGCAAGUUGUUGAGCUGUAUGAGAGCAGAGCUUGGCCUUUUAAUGAAAAUGAGGCUUUGGAGUUGGAGCUGUGCUUGCAGCAUAGCGAAAAGGGAUCACGGGCUGUACUGCUCUGGUGCAGGUGACUGGAAUGCUGCUUCCAAACGCUCCUGUGCGUUAUAAACUCUCUGCUAGUUAAAAAAAAGAAAGAAAGCAAAAAAACUAACACAAUAAAGAGAAUUAUCGGCAAACAUACACCAAAUCAGGUGUAAAGACUUGCCAAGAGAGUGAAGAAUAAUAAGAAUUGGGGGGUCCUUCAAGAUGACAUCCCCAUCCGUGUCUGAAGUGGUACAGUCCACCUUGUCACCUUUUUCUUCUGCACUGGUAGACCUAAGCUGAGAUUUGCCUUGCCACUAGCAUGUUUUAAAGCCUCCAAUCAAAACCAGAAAAGUUACCACUUCAGAUUAGACUUUGGAGUUGAGUCAUACAGAAGCAGAAAGGAUAACCUACCCUGCAAGGCUUGAGUUACCGCUUAUAGUAUAACGGAUGUGAAAUCUGUGCAAGUCAAAAGGUAGCUAGCUUCAGGUGAGCUGAAGUUUAAUGGUUCACUUUAGUAGUUCUCCUGAUACAGCAAUAAUAGAAAAAUGCUAAAACAAAAUAUGAUAAACAGUGGCAUGUUUUUACCACUGUCAUCUUGCAAUCGCCAUACUCCAGGUAGCUAAAUAAGCCGUAAUAGUAGUAGUAGUAGUAGUAGUGUUCCAUUGUGCCAGAAGCGGUUUAGUCAUGCUGGCCACAUGACCCGGAAAGCUGUCUGUGGACAAACACCGGCUCCCUCGGCCUGAAAGUGAGAUGAGCACCGCAACCCCAUAGUCGCCUUUGACUGGACUUAACCGUCCAGGGGUCCUUUACCUUUACCAUAGAGUCCUAGGGCUGGGAUGAAGCAAGAAGUCCUUAAGUUCAUCCCAUAGCCUCAAGCCAGGGUCUUCCAUUAAUGGCACCAUCAGUUAAAUGCAUGCAGCAUCCAAGGCGCAGUAGCUCACUUUGUUGCAUUAAACAGUAGCUUAAAGCUGUGAUUAUUGUGAGCAGGCUAUUCCCGUGGCAUUUCACCCCUGCUCCUGCUUAGCCACGGAUUAAAAACAGCUCUGAGGCUGGCUUGUGGUCUCGUCUGAACAUGGACCCAUUGUCAGUUCCCCCCAAAAUAAACAUCGAGCAAUAACCAUAUUCUUGACGUACUGCUUUGGAUCACGUGCUGCUUGUUCACGGUCAGUCUUACGCAGGAAUCCCCAAAGUUGGCCCUCCAGCUGUUUUGGGACUACAACUCCCAUCAUCCCUAGCUAACAGGACCAGUCAUCAGGGAUGAUGGGAAUUGUAGUCCAACAACAGCUGGAGGGCCGACUUUGGGGAUGCCUAGUCUUACACAAACCAGGCCCAGUGUGUCUUCAGGUGAUCCUGGAGCAGAUAAUUCUAGGCAACUCACAAAAGUGAAGUUAAAUAUGGGAUACUGGAGAAGCCUCUACCUCUUCUCACCUUUCAGUACCAUCUCCAAAUUGCCAGUCUAGAUUUAUCAAUUAUAUUUUAACAUAUUGUUUUAUAGCUGCUGUUGCCUUAAAAUAAGAUAAAUAAUUAUUGAUUGACUUCUCCUUCCGUUCCUGUUGGACUUUUUUCCUCCUCGAGAAGAGUGGCCAGGUUCGCCUUCUAGAUGACGUCUUGCCAAAGGCUUGUGCAAACUCAUUAAUGCUUCCUGCUUGAAAGUGCUCCAUCUCGUACAGCGAAGAAUUACAUUUGUCUCCUUUACAGCUUCAUCUCAUGGGUGGCUCAUAGCCUUUUGUGACUGAGCAGGAUCUGCCCAGUUCUUUCCUCAUUUGUUAUUUGCAGCUGAUGAGUCCUUUGCUAAUAAUACAGAAAACUGUGGUAGUUUCAGCAUAUGACUCCAACUCUUUCCGCUGUAGGAUUUCAUUCCAUUGCUCUGCUCAGUGAAUUAAUCCAGUUUGUCUUCCUGGUUCUUUAGAAGCAACUGCUUUUCACCUCCUUUCAUUCAUAGACACUAUCAAUGAACUCCUCCUACCUAAUAAAAAAAUAUUGAUUAAAAUGUGUCCCAAAACCGAUCCCUGAUGCUUCAACAGGUUUCUGUUUUAUCACAACUUUUAAUCAAAGCUGCUCCUUUUCCAUCUUUCUGUAGAUGUUUAUGCCAAUGAUGAGGGAACACUCUGAUGUACAGAAUAGCUAAAGACUUUUUGUGCCUAUAUUUAAUGCAAGAUUCUCAAUGCAUAUCAUUUUUCAGGAGCGAGUGGUAGCACAAACCUAUGGAGACUUCUUCAGAAGUAAAUACUGCUAAGUUCAAUGGGGUUUAAUUCCCAGUGUUUAGGAUUGCAACCUUAAGGCUUGUCCACACUGCCACUUGUCCUGUGGCUAUAAGGCAUGGCUCUCAGAGGUUUCUUUCCAUUUGCCCUGCUGCUUUCCGCUCAAAAACCCGCUCUUUGCUGCUGAAUUGGAGCUUACGUCAAUCCACAGAAAAUCCAAUUGAUGUUUGCUCCAAUUCAGUGGUAAAGAGCGGGUUUUCCCUGGGGGAAAGCAGCAGAACAAGUGGAAAUGUAGAUGAGCCCUGUGUGCAAGAAAGUUGUUUGAAAAUACCACUAAAUUGUACUGCUUCUCUUAUUCAGCUAUUCUAAUGUCUUAGAAGGGAUGUGGGUGGCGCCGUGGUCUAAACCACUGAGCCUCUUGGACUUGCUGAUUGGAAGGUCGGCAGUUCAAAUCCUCGUGACGGGGUCAGCUCCCAUUGCUCGGUCCCAGCUUCUGCCAACCUAACAGUUCCAAAGCACAUCAAAGUGCAAGUAGAUAAAUAGGUACCACUCCGGUGGGGAGGUAAACAGUGUUUCCGUGCGCUGCUCUGGUUUCGCCAGAAGCGGCUUAGUCAUGCUGGCCACAUGACCCGGAAGCUGUCUGCAGACAAAUGCCGGCUCCCUCGGCCUAUAGAGCGAGAUGAGCACGCAACCCCAGAGUCGUCCGCGAGUGGACCUAACGGUCAGGGGUACCUUUAUCUUUAAUGUUUUAGAACCAAUGUUCAAAGAGCUUUGACAGAAGUUCUGUUGUUUUGAAGUUCUGCAUUGUCCAGUUUAUUAAUUUCCUGGGGACUAGCUAUUUUAAUUUCAUUCCCCUUUAUUAUUUGCCCUUCUGUCCUCUGCCACUGAACUUGAGCUUAUAGCUCUGAAGUCAUCGUGACAUGUUUCUUGAAUAUAGGGCUGAAGACGGACCUACAGGUUACAUAGCAUUUGGAGUUUCAAGGAAAUGAUUCCACUGAAUUAUUAUGACGUAUUUACUUUGUCCCCUGUUUUCCUAGAAUAGGGGUAGCCAAAGGGGUGUCUUCCAGCUGUUGCCAGAGACCCCAGCCCCUAUCAGCCCCAGUCAGAAUGACUGAUGGCCAGGGGCAGUGUUAGAAAUUUAUAUACAGUGGUACCUCAGGUUACAUACGCUUCAGGUUACAUAUGCUUCAGGUUACAGACUCCGCUAACCCAGAAAUAGUGCUUCAGGUUAAGAACUUUGCUUCAGGAUGAGAACAGAAAUCGGGCUCCAGCGGCGUGGCAGCAGCAGGAGGCCCCAUUAGCUAAAGUGGUGCUUCAGGUUAAGAACAGUUUCAGGUUAAGUACGGACCUCUGGAACGAAUUAAGUACUUAUCCUGAGGUACCACUGUAUAUAAGUUUAUCACCAAAUGGCACCAUAAACCUAGGUUGUGGUGGCCACAAUGGAAUGUCCAGGUACCUUUGGGGGGAUUCUUUAUAUUUAUAUUUUUAUUAUUAGUAGUAGUAUUCAUUUCAUUUUUAUAUCUCUUUAUAUAUAUAUUUUUUGGGGGGGAAUCUCAGAGUGAAUAACAAUACAUGAAAACAAAGAUAUUUACAAAAUUGAGCGUUAUCCAUUCUGCUGCACCACAGAUGUACAUAUUGGUGUUGUGAUACAAACAUGCUGUUAACAGGACUGGGAGUACCAAAGUACCAAGUACCAAAAGGGUGCUUGUGAUCUCUGAAACGUGGGCUUUCUAGUUGUGUCCUUAUGGAGCCCCAUACCUAAGGCUGUUAGUAACAUUUCCCCCUCAGGCACAGUUUGUUUUUCUACUUUGCCUAUUAUAUUGUGCCUGGGCUGUGCCAGGGUGGAAGUCCAGGUGAAUUUGCAGAGCUCUAGGUCUGCUUUGUCUCUCUGUGGUUGAGGACAGGGUUGUGCCUGGCUGCUGUCUGUGUAGCCAGUAGCUUCCCCGUGCCAGAGGGCUGAGGACAAGCUGCAGGGUGUGGGGCCAGUUAGAGUGAGUCACCCUACUGGUCUGUAUGGCCUAGCUGGCACUACCAGCAAGGUGUCCUCCUUUGCUGUGCUUGGGCUGUGAUGCACCAGGGUCUACAGGUGUGGCCUUGGGCCCCACCUGCUUUGUCAGUGUGCCUGCUUUCGUCAUCUGUGUGUGACUCACCCACUUGGUCAAUGCAGCUGAGCUGCACCUCCCAGGACUUCCUCCGCCUCGCUCAGGUGUGUGUUACCUGCCUGGUAUCACUUCCAGGUUAAGCUGGAGGUGCAACCAAGAUCAGGACCCCGCACGCAGGUCUGGGCCAAGCUCACCUAUUUUUGAGUGGGUGGGAUUUGCUCUGGCUUUUCAGCAGCUUCGCUUGAUCCUUGGAUGAAGGACGGCUUAUCCGUUUAAUGAAUAAUAAUUUUCAAAAACUACCUGCUUUAAAUUAUCCACUAGGGUCAUCCCUGAAGGGGGCUGACUGUGAACUUUUUGAAUAAGGAUUGUGCUGUGGAUUGGGCUCUUUAGAUUUCUGCAUUGCAAAGGGUUGAACUAGGUGACCCUCAGGGUCCCUUCCAAUUCUGCAUUUCUGUGAUUCAUAUUUGUCCUGUUCCUUUUUCCAGGCAUGGCCAAACUUGGCCCUCCAGCUGUUUUCGGACUACAACUCCCAUCAUCCCUAGCUAACAGGACCAGUGGUCAGGGAUGAUGGGAAUUGUAGUCCCAAAACAUCUGGAGGGCCAAGUUUGGCCAUGCCUGUUCUAAGCUAAGAGGACUGUUGCGCCUUGUUCAAACUGAGCAGGAUGAAAGUUAAGUGGUUGGACUCCUGGCCUGUCAGUUUCCCUUAAUGUCUGUUCACUACACAGACACUACACAGAUUUGUGUUCAUGGCCAAAGCUAGUCCCCUAAAAAUAUGCCCAUCAGGCUGGUUUCCCCUAACCCUCUUGUGUAGCUUAAUUUGGUCAUGCUUUCUGUCUGCGAGGCCUUCACCUUCCCUGCAGGGGGAAUGGUCCUCAGUUUUUGGUCCUUUAGUCCUCUUGGUCAGGGGCAGACACUUUGUAUGUUCACUGACUGUUUGAUUCUUUUUUCCCCUCCUCUUUAAACACACAGGUUUCCACCUGAGCGGGAUUGUGACGGAGCCUCCAGGCCCCAGCGAGCCUGAGCACAGUUACCAUGUCUCCAUCAGUUUUGACCGCUGUAAGAUCACAUCAGUGAGCUGUGCCUGCGACAACCGGGACAUCUUCUACUGUGCCCACGUGGUGGCCUUGUCCCUGCACCGCAUCCGGCAGGCCCGCCAGGUGGAGCUGCGCCUGCCCAUCUCUGAAACGCUGUCCCAAAUGAACCGGGACCAGCUGCAGAAGUUUGUGCAGUACCUGAUCAGUGCGCACCACACGGAGGUGCUGCCGACCGCGCAGAGGCUUGCUGAUGAGAUUCUGCUGCUUGGCUCCGAGAUCAACCGAGUUCAUGGUAUGAAACUCUGUUUGGGUCCCCAGGGCAGACAGAGGAAGCAGCAGGGAGGGCACAGGACAGCUGCAGAUGUGGCAAGGUCUGGACAAGGGAUGCAUGGCAACAUCCCUUGCUUGCUCGUUUCCUCCUCUUGGGCAUGGAGUUGGGUGGUUGGGUGUUGGGGCUCUUCCAUGUCAGCUGCUGAAAAGGAACUGCCUAAAUUCUCCUUGACUGCCGAGUGAAGGCCAAAAAUCUGAUUCACCAUGACCGCCACUGUUACAAGGGGACAACACCUCUUACACAGAAAAGAGGGUGUAGAGAGAAUCUGUAUUGCAGACUAGCAGUGCUAGGUAAAGGGACCCCUGACCGUUAAGUCCAGUUGCGGACGACUCUGGGGUUGUGGCGCUCAUUUCAAUUUACUGGCCGAGGGAGCUGGUGUUUGUCUGCAGACAGCUUCCGGGUCAUGUGGCCAACAUGACUUAGCUGCUUCUGGCGAACCAGAGCAGCGCACGGAAACGCCAUUUGCCUUACUGCCGGAGUGGUACCUAUUUAUCUACUUGCACUUGGACGUGCUUUCGAACUGCUAGGUUGGCAGGAGCAGGGACUGAGCAACUGGAGCUCACCCCCGUCGCGGGGAUUCGAACUGCCGACCUUCUGAUCGGCAAGCCCUAGGCUCUGUGGUUUAGACCACAGCACCACAGUGCUACACUGCUGCAAAUGGUGCAACAAUUAUAUAAUGAGAUAUGAAUAAGGCUGGUUCCACCUGGGUGAUACUCACAUUCCGUGAGCAUCAGAUAAGCUUUGUAUUUCUAUUCCUUGCGAAGAUGCACAAGUAGCUCCUCUGAUGGGUCUGUCGUCUUAUCUCUUAUCAUUCCAGCUCUGCUUCCAAGCUCAGCUCCAAUGCCAGGACACUGCAACUCUCACAAUUCAGCUGCACAGGCGUGUUGACCCAUUUCCAUUUCACUCUUGUGCAUGAACUUUUAUACAUGUAUAUUCACAAACCUUUUAUGUUGAGGGGAUCAGGGUCUAUAUAUGCAAACGUCCUCUUUUACUUUUGAAGUUCAAAAGAACGAUGGUCAUAAUCUCCCCUCCCCCAACUCCCCAAAGGCACUUUGUUCAGCUGCCAUUUGCCCCUUUUCACUUUACUGGACAGGAGGUUGAACUCAAUUCACUUUUGUUAAACUGGAUUCACUUAUUGUUACACGCACUCGUGGGUAACCCAGCUGGGUCAGGUCUUGGGUGUGUGUAACAACGGAUGCUUUGGCCGUCUCUUGCCAGGUGCCCCUGACCCCACAGCCGGUGCUGGCAUUGAGGAUGCAAACUGCUGGCACCUGGAUGAGGAGCAGAUCCAAGAGCAGGUGAAGCAGCUACUCUCAAAUGGCGGCUACUACGGGGCAAGCAAGCAGCUCCAGUCCAUGUUCAACAAGGUAAAAGCCUCUUAUUUGUGGACCCAGCCCUGCUUCCUCCUCUUACUCAGCAUUGUGGGCACGAUUUGAGCCACAUCAUCUCUCCGGUCAGCCCCUGCCUGGUCGGUGGAGUAGUAACUCUGCCCAUUCACUUUGUUCUUCAGGGCUGUAUUUUUGCCUGGGGGGGGGGGGGGAUACAGUGUGUGGCAUGGAAAGUUGCCAUUGCUUGGGCAUAAGAGUUAUAAUGUUCCUUCAACCUGUUCCUAAAGAGAUCAGGUUUCUUGGGAAGCGCCUCCCCCGACCUCUGGUUCCUUCUAAGACAAAGCUUUUUAAAAGUGUUGGGUUGCUGACAUUUGGGGAUAUAGAAAGAUGCCGGCAGCAUGGAGAAGAUGAUGAUAACUGGUAACUAGGCAAAGUCAACUGGCCGUUUUGACAUGCCGGACUCUUGAGUUCUGAGGUGUCAACACAGCCCAAAGGAGGAGGGCAUGGGGCUCAGAGUAGCUGGGCUCAGUCAGUAGGUGGAGGGGUUUGUGACAGUUGUCUGCACAUGGCUUUACAUCUUUGGGAGAGGAGAUGCAGUUGCUUUCUGGAUCCCUUGGCCUUCUCCUUUCCAGUUGUGACCUCUCUCCUUUCCCAGGUGCGGGAAAUGCUGCGAAUGCGAGACUCCAAUGGGGCACGAAUGCUCAUCCUGAUGACCGAGCAGUUCCUGCAGGAUCCACGCCUGGCCCUUUGGCGGCAGCAAGGUGCUGGCAUGACUGACAAGUGCCGGCAACUCUGGGAUGAACUAGGUGAGUUCAUCUUAUGCAAGGGGUGGACCUGCCCUGGAGAAUCUAUGGCUAGGAGCUGUGUGCUUCCUGUCAGCGGAACUAUUCAGCUUUCUCUCCUUGCCUUUUUCUUUUUAAAAAUGAAGUUUCUAGUCCUUAGGAUUGCAAAGAGAAGUUUGAAAAUAUGGGCAGAGCCCACUGAAAUCCCAGGUGUUGGGACUUGCUUUGCCUCAUUUGGAGUUGUUUUUUAAGCUCAUCCCAUGCCAAAAUGAUGUGAGCAGUUUGCAGUGUUGAAACACGAUAAAGAAGCAAUAUUUUUUAAAAAGAUAACAUCCACUGAUUCCACGAUCGGCUGAAUUCUUAGUUGAAAUUGCUCCCCUCACACUCUCCUUUCAGUCAGUUCCAUGUUUUGGGCAGAAAAGAAAAUCUGAAACAGUUUUCUUAGCCUGCAGGCAGUACUUAAGCAAAGAUGGUGCCAGAGGUCCUUCACAAGAUGAUUAACAGCUGACUUCUCAGCUGUUUAAAGACUGACCCAUGGCAGAGUGCAACAUUAUAUGGAGAGAUUUAAAAGGAACUACGCAGUCUGUAGCCGUGUCAUUAAUACCCCAAGCCUGCCUUCUGAUGACAUUGUGUUGGAUUUGGGAGGAAGAGAAGGCAGUUUCUUGGGGUGUGCUGGCCAAUACUCCUUGAGCAGAAUUCUGCCCUUAGAGGUGCCCCUAUAUUUUGCCUUUAAACUCCCUGGCCUCCUGUAUCCCUGCUUUGGUGAAUCCUCCCAGUUCUGUUGCAACCUGUUUGCUAGAUACUCUGAUAUUUUGUUGUUUGUUGCUGUCUGUCUUUCAUACUGGAGCUCAAGGCUGCAAUAUGUGUGGACCCCAGCGCAAUUGCUGCACCCUGUGGCCCUAAGGCAGUGAGCCUGAUCCCUGGCUUAUCACACAGCUUUAUUGCAGUCCAUAGACCCAAAAUACACAGUUCAACAAUAGUAUAUUGUUAUUGAGAUAUAAAAUCAGCCGUCCUAGCCAACAGAGGAGCUUUAGUCUGUACAUACCGAUUUCUCAUUUUUACUGCCUCCGAGAGGAAUUUUGCUACAGACAGUGUAAUAGUAUCAAACUUAUCCUCAAGGAGAACCUGGACAUUCCAGGUUGUUCUAUUAGUAUUAGAUUGAUUAGAUGUUGUCUAGCCCUGUUUAUACAGACUACAAUGCAAUAAAAUGUGUUCCAUACAUUCAACACCCUGGGAACAUAGGCACAGCCUAUCUUGGUAUGGGACACCAGCCAAUCUUCCCCAUAGCACUUCAGAAGGGAAAACAUUUAACCCAACUUUAGAAAACAGACGAAAGUUAACCUGGCUGUUCUCCCUGCCCCCUUUCUCAUUGUGCCCCAGGCGCCUUGUGGGUUUGUGUGGUCCUGAGCCCUCACUGCAAGCUGGAGGAGCGGACUCUGUGGCUGCAGCUUCUGAAGAAGUGGAACAAGCUGGACAUCUGUCCCCUGGAGGAGGGAAACUACUCCUGCGACAGCAGCGGAGCCAACAGCACUUUGCCGCCGAACCCAAACCGCAGUGCAGGUAAGGGAAGCCCAGGCCAGAACAUCGGGGGCCGGGGGGGGGGUCAGAGUUCCUGGUCCUGGGCUUGAUUGCCUUCCCCUACAAUCUCUUGGCGAUCAUGGCUAGUAGUCACUAAAGUCAUUGUCACAGGCAGUACGCUAGGGAGUGUGUUUGGGGAGAACGUUAUUGCAGCCAGCACUCUGCAUCUAACACUCAUGCAGUCUACCUCCUGUGACCUACAAUAUAGGAUUUAUUGCAGUGAUCUAUGGUACAGUUGCCAGAGUCCCAAAAGUGAAAAUCCGGACAAAGUUGUAGACCUUUUUUUAACCCCCCCCCCCAGCUUUUUUCUUAAAAAAUCACCCUAGUUGCCAUACGUCUGGGUUUCCCCGGACAUUUUGUCGAUUCGUCAAAAAUCCGCCAGGACACCAUUUUGACAGUCCGAUUCCCGGAUGUGUCCUAGAAGACCUGGACAUAUGGCAGCUCUAAUUUAUAGAGGUAACAUACGUGAAGUGUCAUAUCAUCAUUAAGAUCUUACUGAGAUAUGCAAUGACAAGCAAGUUUAUGAGAAUUUGGUAUGCAGCUCUUGCUGACGAAAGAGAGAAAAAUAAGGAGGAUUGUAUCCUUCUUAUUUUAUAAAUCUGUGCACACCCAGAGCUCCUGACCCCAUUGUCCCAGUGCUCCUUUUGGAGAGGUGCCCUGUCCUCAAAUAUAUUCCCAGCUCCAGAUUUGUGCAGCCCACAUUUCUGUGAUGACGAAAGCAAACAAAAUUUAGCACUGAGGAUCCGUUUCUAUUUUAAUUUGAAAUGUAAUUUGUUAUUGAUGUUACGUUUUAGAAAAGCAUUCUAGUUAGAUUUAAACCAGUGUUUUUGUUGGAGGAGGAGCCUGGUGCUUUUCUGGGCCCAAAUUCUUCUGUAAUUUUCACCCUCCCUGCUCUGGCCUGUCUCCUCCUUGUCAGCUGGUGUUCGGCAGACCGUCUUUGGCCGCGCUAUCAAGGCUGCAGAGCUUCGCUGGGGUGAUUGUCACCUGCAGAAGAUCUUGAGCAGUGACUGCUACGGUGUCUCCUUGAAGAGUGGAAGCGACAAGCUGGGCUUUGACCCCCAGGGCCACCCGCUCUGGCUGGGCGAUGCCUUCCCCAUGGCCUGCGCACGAGUGGACGCCUUGCGCUCCCACGGUUACCCCCGAGAGGCCCUGCGCCUGGCUGUGGCUGUGGUCAACGCCAUGCGCUUGCAGCGACGCCAUCAGCUGGAGAGCUACAAGCAACAGAAGAAAGGCAAGCGGGGCGUAGCACACUGGGAUGGGAGGGAAGGAAGGAAGGAGGCAAAGUUUGGUAGCAGAGCCCAGGCCUCGCCAUCGCGGCAGGACUGCAAAAGAGACACUGGAGCUUGGAGAAAGAUAGGGGUUCUCUGCUACUUCCAGGGUGCUUCUGAGGUCAGGUCCCAGAGUGGGCAAUGGAGCAAUCCUGGUCCAAAAAUGCACUUGCUGGUGAGGAACUGGCACGUGUCGCAGUGGGUUUCUGUUCAUUGAAAGCAGCAGAGAACAGUUGAGACACACGGUCUUGUGAGUUUGAGCAGUGAUGGUCCUGGAGGUGACGGAGGCAGCUGCCGGCCUUUUCCACGACUGCUUAAGCACACAGCAUUGUUUUCGGGGACUGAUGUUUGGGGUGGGGCUGCUUGGGCUUGGGUCUUGGUGUCUGAAGUAUCCCUUCCUCUUCUCUUCCGCCACCCAGAGCUCUUGCACAAAGGCACAACCAGCAUCACCAACCUGGAGGGAUGGGUAGGGCACCCCCUGGACCCCAUCGGUUGUCUCUGCCGCACCUUCCUGGAGGCCUGCCGGAUGGAUGAUGAGGUGCUGGCCCUCUACCCAGGUACUGUGGGCACAUGGGGGAAAUGGGGGGGGGGGAGGAGCUGCAAGGCUCUUCUUCAUAGCUGAGCAUCACUGGCGCCUGGUCUAUAGAUCCGCCAGAGAUUAACUGACCGUAGCUGAGGUUCUGAUAGCCAGAGACCACUUUUGGGCCAUGGUGGUGUGAAAGGGGAGGAAGUUAGUUAGAAGUCAGACUACCCUCCACCAGUGCCAGGACCUUUUCCGCGAUGGCUCCGACCUGGUGGAAUGCUCUGUCCCAUGAGACUAGGGCCCUUCAGGAUUUAACCUCCUUCCAUCGGGCUUGUAAGACAGAGCUAUUCCGCCUGGCCUUUAAUUUGAAUUCAUCCUGAUCUUUUAUUUCCCUUCUCUUCCCUCCCCCUCCCCUUUUAUGAAGAUCACCUGCUCUGAGACCCCACAGCUAAUUCUCCCCUGGCCUCCUCGCCGGCCCAAGUAGGACCAAUUCAGCCAGCUAGCCCUGGGGAUUAUCUAAUUGAUUUUUGAUUUUUAUUGUUAUUCAUGUUUUUAUACUGUAUUUUAUGCUGCUUUUAUAAUUAAGUGUUUUAAAGUGUUUUAAAUUUGUUGUUAGCCGCCCUGAGCCCGGUUUUUGAACCGGGAAGGGCGGGGUAUAAAUAAAAAAUUAUUAUUAUUAUUCUGUGGCCAUAUGAGGAAAGGGCUCUGCACAUGUUGGGUUGUGCCUGUGCAGGAGCUUACCCUUGUCUAGCCAGGUUGCGGCAUGGCCCCACACAGGCUUGCUGCAGCGGUGGGGCAGCUGCCUUAUGUGAGCACAGCUGUGGGAGCUGGGGGCUCUGUUCCUGCUCUGUGGUCCUACCUGUGCCACCUCUCCCCAGAUUCUGCAUCGGAGCCCAAGAAGGCACUCUACCAGCACAUUCCAGUGCCCUCAAGUCCUGGUGAGUCGUACUUCAUGCUGGCCCUGGAGGUGGCGCUCUUGGGGCUCGGGCAGCAGAGGUCCAUGCCAGAGGGGCUCUACGCCCAGGACAAAGUGGUGCGGAGUGAGGAGCAGCUGAUUGGACUCCUGGACGAGAUGGAGCUGGAUGAGCGGCUGGUUCCUGUGCUCCGCAAGCAGGUGGCCCUGCUCCUGGAUGGUAAGGGGGCGAUGGGCUGGGGGUUCCAUGGGUCCCGUAGACCUGACACUCCCUCACCAUGCCUCUGAAGGGAGCGGAGGAGGUAGCGAGGGUCUCCCAGGGUGGCAGCAAGGGAUUUGUUCUUGGGCGAUGGAGAAUAGAUGGGGUGCAGGGAAAGUAGAAGGCCUCUUGAGCGCCUUCAACGUUGGGUGCUUAAGAGAGAACCCGUGUGGUAGAGUGGGGAAUGUGACAUGUCGGACUAGGACCUGGAAGAUUGUGGAUGAAAGCCCUACUCAGGUGUGGAGGACUCCCUGGUCCUGAAUGGGGUAACUGUGACCCUGAAGGACCAGGUGCACAGCCUGGGAGUCAGUUUGGACUCACAGCUGUCCAUGGAGGUGCAGGUCAAUUCUGUGUCCAGGGCAGCUGUUUAUCAGCUCCAUCUGGUACGCAGGCUGAGACCCUACCUGUCCGUGGACUGUCUUGCCAGAGUGGUGCAUGCUCUGGUUAUCUCCCGCUUGGACUACUACAAUGCGCUCUACCUUUCCAAGCUCAAAACGGCCUUCCAGCGGUUCCCUCACUGUGAGAAGCGAGGUUACUGGGAACCAGGCAGAGGGCCUUCUUGAUAGUGGCGCCUGCCCUGUGGAAUGCCCUCCCAUCAGAUGUCAAGGAAAUAAACAACUCUCCGACUUUUAGAAGACAUCUGAAGGCAGCCCUGCUUAGGGAAGUUUUUAACGUUUGAUGUUUUAUUGUGUUUUUAAUAUUCUGCUGGGAGCCACCCAGAGUGGCUGGGGAAACCCAGCCAGAUGGGCGGGGUAUAAAUAAAAUAAUAAUAAUAAUAAUAAAAAUAUUACACUCCCUGGGUGACCUUGGGCCAGCCGCUAUCUGUCCCCAUCACUUGAACAUGAACCUGACUUGCAACAUGCUGACAGUUGGAUGCAGGCUCAGAUGUUGAGUCGCUGGCAGAGAGAGGGGUUGGUUGUGUUGGGGAUGCUGAGUCCCCUGGGGAUCGGGGCCCUGCGUGAUGUUACUGCUCUGCGGUGGCAGCCUGCUGGGAUACAGAGAAGGACCAGUGAUACCAGCUGGUGCAAACCAGCCCCAGGUGGCUCGCUGUCCGCUUGGGAAUUGUUACUUGCCCUUGUUCUCCUCUCUUCUUGGGCAAAGUGCUUUGAGCUGGCUAAUCAAUCUGUUAAUCGCCCGCUUGCCUGUUCCUCUCAGGGGGACCCUUCAGUGGAUUUGGGGAGGUCGUCUUCCGUGAAACUGUUCCCAUGCACACGUUUGCUCGCUACCUCUUCACGGCCAUGCUGCCAUAUGACCCUGAGCUGGCCUACCGCUUGGCCUUGCGAGCCAUGAGGUAUGUAGACCCCCACAUACCCUGCUUCCCCUUCGUUGGGCUUGCUUUAUUUGUAGAGCCACACUUCACAACAAAAGUUUUCUGGGUGGCUCACAAUCCAUUUCUUUCAAAACAUUGAAACGUUGAUUAAAACACAGCUUAUUGUUGUAUUUUUUGAUAAUAAUUUUUAUUAGUUUUCAAUUACAAUCUAAUAAUAGCCUCAUUAUAACAAUGCCAAAUUAUAAUACACUUUCCAAUACCAAUCAUUCAGGUACCAAAUUAUAUAAUUUAGAUGCCCCCCCCCCCGGUGUGCUAGAAUUGAUGGUUUACUUUAUUUCCGCGUUCCAAAAUCUUAUUUAUUUCAAUUACACUCCGGUCAAAACAACAAUCCCUUAUAAAUCAACUUCAUAUUGUCACAUUAAAUAAUUUAUAAUACUACAAGUGAGGCACUCAAGCUAUAUCCUUGUUCUUCCUGUGUGUGGAAAUUAUUCUGUCUGUGGUGUUUCUUCCUGUUUAAAGCUGAGAAGCUGUUUUUAAAAGGUCUGGCUGAAGAGAAGGGUGCUGAAAAGGCCAAUCAAGAUGGCACCAGGCGAACCUCUCUGGGAAGGCUGUUCCAUAGCUGGGGAGGGACCAGGGCCAAUAAGGCCUUCUCCCUAAUGCCUAUUUGCCUCGCCUUCGUUUGGAGAGGGGCAUUCAGAGUCAGGCCUCUGAAAAGGAUAUUGAGGUUCCAGAUGAUACAUAGGAGAAAGUGCUGUUCUCCAGUGGCGGAGGAAGGGGGGGGCAGUCUGACCCAGGUUGUUCUUUGUGGCCAGAAUCCAGCCCAACAGGCCUUGUCCUGCUUUGCUAUGUUUCUCCACUUCCUACCCUCUUCCUCUCCCAGGCCAUCCCAGGCUCUUUUCCAGCUGCUGCCAAAUACCAUCAACCUCAAACAUUGAAAGUAGUUCUGUCCAAAGGGAAGGGCCCCAGGGCCUUACUGCUUCCCAUUUCUGGCUUCUCCACCCUCUUUCCAAAUUCUGUGUUUCCCCCAAAUAUCUGCUUGAGCCUGGCCUUCCUUUCCUGGGAUCCUCUGCUUCUGGCAGGCAAGGCUACCCUGAAAAUAAGACGGUGUCUUAUAUUAAUUUUUGCUCCCAAAGAUGCGCGAGGUCUUAUUUUCAGGGCAUGUCUUAUUUUUCCAUGAAGAAGAACACGGUACACAUUUAUUGUCUAAUUGUGUGUCGGCCAGACUCUGUCAGGGCAGAGUGAGUAGCAGGUGGUAGCUUGUCCAGGCGGCGGCGUGGGCUCUCUGAUUUAAAGAGACCUUGCACUGCCUAAACAGCUCCGGCUGCGCUGCAGCCAAUCAGUAAGCUGCACGGUGGCGCCUGCCACUACAGUCCAGAGGAGUCAGAUGCCUUAUGGUAGCUUCGGGGGGCUUAUAUUCCAGGGAGGCCUUAUGUUCGGGGAGGUCUUAUUUUCGGGGGGAUGCCUUAUAUUACAGCGAGAGGCAAAACUGGAAGUAGGUCUUAUUUUCGGGGGAUGUCUUACGUUCGGGGAAACAGGUUGGUCCCUCUUUUUCUGCCAUGGCGACAACCUCACCCAGUUUCCCUCUCAAUCCCCGCAGGCUGCCUGUGUUGGAGACCGUGCUGCCAGCCAGCGACAUCUUGCACCAGAACCCCCUGGACUCCAUGAUGGCCAAUCGCUUUCCCCGCUGGUUCACCCUCGGCCACCUAGAGACGCGGCAGUGUGAGCUGGCAUCAGCCAUGCUUACAGCAGCUAAAGGUAGUCCCAUCUGUGGAUGGAGGUCAGAGAUCUGGGGGCCACAGGUUUUUCUCCUUCUCUGGAAGGGAGAAGAGCAUCCGUGCUCAGAGCAGUGGGCCAGAGGCGUGGGGUCUAUUCUUGGCUCUGAGAAGAGUAUAAACACUUUCCUUUCCUUGGCUCAUUCUAGGUGACCCCAACUGGCUGCGCAUGGUUCUGGGCUCCAUCCAGCAAAAUAUCCACUCUCCAGCCUUGCUCUUCAAGCUGGCCCAAGAUGCCUGCAAGACGGCCACGCCAGCUAACACGCCGCCAGACACCACCUUGCUUAACAUCUCCCUGGAGCUUGGCCUGCAGGUGAGGGCGCGUUUGAGCAGAUCCUGCGCCCUGCUCUCGGUGCAGGGCCAUCGCCAUAGCCCGGUCCUCUCGGCUCUUCAGUUUUGUUUUGUUUUUUUAAAUAAAUGAAUGGAAAUGUUUUAUUGAAGAUUUGCAAGUAAACUGUAAACAGAUAAGAACAUUGGCAGGAUUAUUGGAAUAACCUGCAGUUUUAUAAGAGUAUAUAUUUAAAGUAGAUGAAUAAAUGAGUAAAUUAAUUUUAUUUGGACUAGGCAGAAAAUAUAAAAAAAUGCUUUAUCAGUACAGAACAUAACAUUUUAAAUCAAAAUAAAGGAUAACUCUGUAUCAUACAGGACAGGUGGCAACCGUAGCUGAGGCAGUCUUAUUGAGGAACUGCCCAUCAGCCAAGUGCCUAAAUGAAUAAUUUUUCUUUUUAUAAAUUAGUGUUUUGUUUAUGAUCUUCAGUUUUAUACAUUUCAAUAAUUUUACAAUAUCUUCAACAUUUCAAAACUCGACUUCCCUCUCUUUCUGUGGUUCCUUAAAUUUGUUUUUUAUAUUUUCCGCCUAUUCCAAAUUAAAUUAAUUUUAGGCUCUUCAGUUUUUACUCGGCAGAUGGAGGAUCCCGAGUGAGAGAGUUCUGCUCAUGAUUUUUGGGCAGGACAAUUUCCAGUCAAAAGCUCUGGUGCGGCUGUUUGAAAUAAUAGAUUCCUUUAGGAUGUGGAUUCUCACUAACCAGGGGCACUUGAGCUUUUUUUAAAAAAGGAAUUUUAAAACAGCAUCUUUGUACCAUUUGCUCAUUUCCCACCCACUAUCCUUGCUGAAAUCAAGUUCCUUCCUGGAUGAGCAAGAGGUUUCUGCAUUCUUGAAAAACCGUAUAAUUUUUAUGGUAAAUGCAUGUUGAACUUGGAUGGGUAGAGUUGAAAGGGACCCUGAGGGUCCGGCCCCAAGUUAAGUGAAAGUCUCCUGCGUUGUCCCCUGGGAGCCAACCGUGUCACAAGGCGCUUUCUUGGAGUUCCUCCUGCCCUUUGAAGGUCUCCUUUUGCAGGUGGGGAACUUGAGAGGGAAGGAAUGGUUUCACCCUAGGGGCACGCAGGGGUGGAAACUGCCUCUUUCCAUGCCUACCACUGGAUUGCAGUGCUGGAUGCUUGUCUGAGACUUCACUUAGUAGUAGGAGCAGCAGCAGCAGCAAGAACAGCCAUCCUAGGAAGGGAGGAGGGAGGGCAUCCCAAGUGGAGCUCCUCAGAUGCCUCGUGGCUCCUUCCGCGCAGUCUUGCAAAUGCCUGUCGCCCGCUGCUCUUCCCGUAGGUGAUGCGAAUGACGCUCAACACCAUGACCUGGCGACGGAGGGAAAUGGUCCGCUGGCUGGUCAGCUGCGCCACUGAGAUUGGUGAGUGCUUGCGAUGCGGCUGCUGGGGCAGGUGGUCACUCUGCCGCAAAAAUGUCCUUGGUGGCCGCAAUAAGGAAACUUUGUCCCUGGCAUGAUUAUUUUCCACCUAGUCUUUUGCGAGAUUGAAUAUCCUGCCUUCGGCUGUGCUUGAGGGUCGGUUUCAAAAAAAUUCCACUGGAAAAACGGUUAUGUCCCUGUGGAGAUGGCAGUAUGGAGUCAGUGGCUCAUGUGCUUUUGGCUUGGACUCUAUGAAGAUUUGAGGAGUGAGGUUAUUACCCCUCUAUUAUUGUCCAUGCCAGGUUGCUCAACCAUUGCCGCUGUGUCCUUUCUUUUAGCAGAUCAAUAAUAAUAAUCAUUUUUUAUUUAUACCCCGCCCUCCCCAGCCAAGACUGGGCUCAGGGCGGCUAACAACCAAUAAUAAAAACAAGUAGAUUGAAAUACAACUUAAAAAACAAGAUUAAAACACAACAUUAAAACAUUAAAAUGCAGCCUCUUCACAGGAGGAGAAAGGAAAAAAGAAAGAGGGGGAGGGAAUCAAAUUGAUUCCAAGCCAAAGGCCAGGCGGAACAACUCUGUCUUACAGGCCCUGCGGAAAGAAAUCAGAUCCCGCAGGGCCCUGGUCUCAUGAGACAGAGCGUUCCACCAGGCCGGAGCCAGUGUUGAGAAGGCCCUGGCUCUGGUUGAGGCUAAUCUGACUUCCUUAGGGCCCGGGACCUCUAAGGUGUUGCUAUUUAUGGACCUUAAGGUCCUCCGUGGGGCAGUCCCAUAGGUACAAGGGUCCUAGGCCGUGAAGAUGAUGAGGUGACCACAAAAACUGCAAGGUGUUUAACGGGGGCAAUUAGAAUAAGAUCUGUUAUUUGAUUAUUGAUGUAAACCCCCAAAAUGUAUUUUCUGUAGUUAAGUUUUUACCUCUAUCUUCAGUACAUUUUUUUUUUAUUGCCCUGGGUAGCGGCUGAUGCAAAUAAAGAUUCUUCUGAUUCCUUUUCCUUGAUGGGUCCUGCUUCUUUCCCACCAAAGAGAUGACAGCCUCUCGGGAGCUGAACCUUUCCUGCUUCCGCUUUGCCCACAGUGCUCAGGGUCCACGCCUUGGGGGUGGGUGCCCUUUGCUUCGUGACUUUUGCGCUUACCCCCCCUUUCCCUUUCAGGUGUCCAGGCCUUGAUGAACAUCAUGCAAAACUGGUACACGCUCUUCACACCUAUUGAGGCUACGACCAUCGUGGCCGUGACGGGCACUACGCACGCGACGCUGCUGAGGCUGAGCCUGAGCACGGUGCAGCGGGAGGAGCUGUGCAGCUGCGCACGGACGCUGGCGCUGCAGUGCGCCAUGAAGGACCCGCAGAACUGUGCGCUGCCGGCUCUGACGCUUUGCGAGAAGAACCACGCGGCCUUUGAGGCGGCCUACCAGAUCGUCCUGGAUUCGGCGGCCUCCGCAGGCAUGGGCCACUCCCACCUCUUCACCGUGGCCCGGUACAUGGAGCACCGCGGGCUGCCCUUGCGCGCCUACAAGCUGGCCACCCUGGCCUUCUCGCACCUCAGCAUCGCCUUCAACCAGGACACCCACCCCGCCCUCAACGACGUCCUCUGGGCCUGCUCCCUCAGCCAGUCGCUGGGCAAGAACGAGCUGGCUGCCAUUGUCCCGCUGGUCAUCAAGAGCGUCCAGUGCGCUCCCAUGCUCUCUGACAUCUUGCACCGCUGGAGCCUUCCGCCCCCGGGCCUUGCCUCACUGGGUGGGGGGCGCCGCGGGGCGGGGGGCGCCGGUGCCGGAGGGAAGCUCUUUGCGAUGGACAAAGCUCCUCUUUGCCAGCUCCUGGAGGCCGCCAUGGCUGCCUACAUCAGCACCACUCACUCGCGCCUCACCCACAUCAGCCCCCGGCACUACGGCGAGUUCAUCGAGUUCCUGGGGAAAGCCCGCGAGACGUUCCUGAUGGCGCACGAAGGGCACAUGCGCUUUAGCCAGUUCCUUGACAACCUCAAACAGACCUACAAGGGCAAAAAGAAACUGAUGUUGCUCGUGCGGGAGCGCUUUGGCUAGGGGCUGCUCUGGGGCGCGCAUGCUUUGGCUGGGGGCGGGGAGGGUGCUCAGAGGGGCACCUCUCUCCCCUUGAUCAGAAGGACUUUAGCUUGGAGGGUGGGGUGGUAAGAUCUGUUUCCCUUGGGGCACUAGUGCUUUGGGGGUGGGUUGAUGAAGCGGAGCCUGGACUUCUGCCUGGGUUCAGAAAUCCCUUUACUUGGAGGUGAGAGAGCAGCGAGGUCUCUCUUCCCUUCGGCGGAGGUGCUCCGGGGCUGUAGCAGAUGGGCCUGCACUUCGGCUGGGGGUCCCAUGUGGAGGCCCUUGGGGUGGGGAGGGUUUUUUCCCCCUGCAACACCUGGGCUGAGCAUAGCCUCUGUUUGAAGCCUGAAGCCCCAGCUGCUCCCUCGGCUGCCUCAGUGGGGCAGGAAGGAGUUGGGCUUGUUCUUUGGCUCCAGGAGUUGCCGGUUUUUCAGUAUUAACUUGCAGGAAUGCAAACAGGAACCCCCCCCCCCCACUUUGGUUGAAGGGUCCAAGCCCUGGCAGGGUCUUGCAAGUGGUGUGUGGGGGGGUCCAGUCCCAUGGAAUUUCACAGCUGCUGUUCUGAUGUCAUAUUUCAAGCCUAGCGAGUCGGUUUGGGCUUUGUUUAUGCAAGCUCAGGUGGGAUGCAUGAAUGCCGAUCAUCUUCCCUGCUGAGACCCGCACGGGCUCUCUCGGUCCCCCCCCCCCCGAUCCCUUUAGGUCCGAAGUCCCAAACCUGUGUGUUGAAGUCUGGAGACUCAAAAUAGGGGCUUGAGUGUCCUUAACAGGCCUGGGGUAGGCGACCCGUCAACUUCUGAUACCUCCUUGCACUGAUAACAUUUGAGUUGCUCUCCCUUCGUGUCGAAAGUAUCUGGAGCUGAGCCCCUAGUGCCAGAAGGGGGGGGGGGGGCCUCGCUGCCGGAGCCAUCUAAGUCCUUCCGGCGCAAAUGUUCUCCAAGAAGUCGAGCGACGAGGGGAACAACUUCCUGCUGGAUGAGCCAGUAGAAGAGUUGCUUUUGGUCUGCUGGUGGUAGGUGGGGCACGUUCUGGGGUUCACCCGGCCCGAUCUAAUGAAGCAAGUAGUUGCCCACAUCCACUGAGGACAGGAACCCUGCUGCGUCCCUUUUGUGGAAUUUCACCUUUGCAAGAGACCAGGAAGGCAUCUGUCUCGGUCCCCAAAAUGGGGUGUCUCGCACACAUUACAUUCCCCCCACCCUGCUGCCACAGAAUGCAACCUGUCACUCCAAGCAAACGGGUUUCUCCAGUCCCUCGCCCAUUCUUUUAUUUGUGCAUUGGGGGGCGCAUCCUCCUCCCCCCUCCUCUUUCGUUUCCAAGCAUGACUCCCUCUCUUCCCCCCACCCCUACCAAAUUCGUCAGUAUUUCAGCUUUCCCUUCGGCUUUUAGCUUGUCAGUGGCAGGUUGGCGCCAGGCCCUACUUGCGGGGGUUGGGGCACUUUAGCCAUUUUUGGGGGGCCCCAGUGUCCUCUUCUGUCCCUGCCCCUCUAGAACUACCUUUGUUUCCAGUUAAUGCCCCUCAGACUCCUACAACUGAAGGAUUCCUGUUCUCUGGCUCCUCCAGUCUAGAAUUCUGGAGCUGCUGGUGGGUAGACAGUUCAUACCUCAAACCUCCUUCCCUGUUUCAGGAUGAUGCUGUGAAGUGCCAGGCAUGCCAGAAAUGUUUUGCCCUUCCAGGUGGCUGUGCCACAGUGAUCCAAUAAACAUCCCCCCCCCAAAAAAAUGCCUUUGGAUGCUUUUCGGGAAGAUCUUGGGGCUCACACCUUGUGCCACACCUGACUUGGUUGGUUGGCGCCUGUUAGAUCUUGCCGCCUGGGUGUCUUGCGCAGCCGGUCCGGUGUUUCCCGUGGAGGAAGGCGGGGGGAGGUCUCUAAGUGGCCCUAGUGGGGUGCUAAAUGGUAUUUCCAGAGACAUCCCGCUCCAAAAUCCCACUUCUUUUUUCUGCUGGAUAAAAUCUACUCAGGAACAAACCACAACAAGCUCAUGCUACUAAUUAGAUUAUUGUGAUGACAAGAUAAUGUUUUAAAAAGUUAAUAUAUAUGAAGAGGCCAGGGGUCCCGAAGGGGCUCCUUUUCGUGCGCAUGGGGCCAAGGGGGCUGCGUCCUGCGCUCAGCCCCUCUUGGCCCUUAGUGUUGGUGGAGAUGUUGGUGUGUUGCACAGCUCCACUUUGGAGCCAGCUAGUCAGUUAGUUUUAAAGUUUCUGGGUUUAUUUCUUUGUUUCCCUGUAUUAAAAAAAAUCCUGUAAUUUUGUAAUUUUUUUUUUCUAUUUAUUGAAUCAUUUAUUGUAUUAUUUUGUAAAAGGUUUAACAUAAACCGCAACAUUUGUUUUUUUGGCU